Messenger RNA from Xylona heveae TC161, 2445 nucleotides. RefSeq names its product aconitate hydratase. NCBI's taxonomy places the organism in Eukaryota, Fungi, Ascomycota, Xylonomycetes, Xylonales, Xylonaceae. Gene Ontology annotation, cellular component: mitochondrion; cytosol. The transcript is spliced from 3 exons. Gene Ontology annotation, molecular function: aconitate hydratase activity; 4 iron, 4 sulfur cluster binding. The record is from RefSeq and is a predicted model, not a curated record. Gene Ontology annotation, biological process: tricarboxylic acid cycle. Bases 1 to 2445 code for a protein of 814 amino acids.
AUGAGGGUUCCGGCUCUUGGACCUGCUGGACGGGGGGCCUUGACGGCCUCUCGCUCUGCCCCUCUACGCCUGCAGUCGAGUAAUUUGAGAGCCCUUUCCAGAAGCCUCGCGACUGCCACAGAAUCCGCUUCGCCUUCUUCGCCUGAUCUCUCAUCCCGUACACCUCCUUAUCCGAAACUCCUCAAACGUAUGAGUGAGGUUCGGAGAAUUCUGGGUUCCUCCCGUGCGUUGACCCUCGCCGAGAAGAUCCUCUACUCUCAUCUCGACAACCCUGAGGAUUCGCUUUUGACCGGUACCGACAAUGGCUCAAACAUUCGCGGUGUUGCCAACCUGAAGCUCAAGCCUGACCGGGUUGCCAUGCAAGACGCGUCUGCCCAAAUGGCUCUACUGCAGUUCAUGUCCUGUGGUCUUCCGUCUACUGCGGUGCCAGCGAGCAUUCACUGCGAUCAUAUGAUUGUUGGUGAGAGGGGAGCCGAUACUGAUCUUCCUUCUUCAAUUGCUGGCAACAAGGAAGUCUUUGACUUUCUUGAAUCCGCUGCUAAAAAGUAUGGAAUUGAGUUCUGGCCUCCUGGCGCUGGUAUCAUCCAUCAAACUGUGUUGGAAAACUAUGCCGCGCCUGGCUUGAUGAUGCUCGGAACGGACAGUCAUACCCCCAACGCCGGUGGUCUGGGUGCGAUUGCUAUUGGUGUCGGUGGUGCCGAUGCCGUUGAUGCGCUUGUUGAUGCACCUUGGGAACUUAAGGCGCCCAAGGUUCUCGGUGUCCGUUUGGAGGGCAAGCUGAGCGGUUGGGCUGCCCCUAAGGACGUCAUCCUGAAUCUGGCUGGCCAAUUGACCGUCAGGGGUGGAACUGGCUCCAUUAUUGAAUACCACGGACCUGGUGUUGAGUCUCUCAGCUGCACUGGCAUGGCUACUAUCUGCAACAUGGGUGCUGAGGUCGGAGCAACGACCUCUUUGUUCCCCUUUUCGCCAAGCAUGGUUCCUUACCUUGAAGCAACUCACCGUGGUCCCAUUGCCCUCGCUGCGUCUACCAUUGCCUCGUCGCCGGGACCCCACAACCUCCUGCGGGCGGAUGACGGAGCCGAGUAUGACCGUCAUAUCACCAUCGACCUUUCCAGUCUCGAGCCCCAUAUCAACGGUCCCUUCACGCCCGAUCUGUCCACCCCCUUGUCCAAGUUCAGUGAAACUGUGAAGAAGAACGAAUGGCCUGAGACUCUCGGAGCUGGCCUCAUUGGUAGCUGCACCAACAGCUCCUACCAGGACAUGACCCGCGCCGAGGAUCUUGUCAAGCAGGCCGAGGCAGCAGGCCUUGAGCCCAAGUCGGACUUCUUCAUCACACCCGGUAGCGAGCAAAUUCGGGCCACUCUGGAGCGUGACGAGACUCUUUCCACAUUCUCCAAGGCCGGUGGAACUGUCCUGGCCAAUGCUUGCGGACCUUGCAUUGGUCAAUGGAAGCGAACGGACGGUGUCGAGCAAGGCGAGAGCAAUGCCAUUCUGACAUCUUACAACCGUAACUUCCCCGGCCGUAACGACGGUAACCGCGGGACCAUGAACUUCCUCGCUUCUCCCGAGAUUGUCACCGCCAUGUCCUACGCCGGCUCCACCACCUUCAACCCCAUCACCGACUCCAUCCCCACCCCGUCUGGCAAGCCCUUCAAAUUCUCCGCCCCUAGCGGCUCCGACCUCCCUUCUUCCGGCUUUGCCCAGGGCAACCCGGACUUCCUUCCCACGCCCGGUAUCCCCGACCCCUCCGCCCCGGUUAUCGUCGAUCCCAAGUCCAGCCGUCUGGCUGUCCUUGAGCCCUUUGAGCCUUUCCCCGAGGGCGACAUCGAAGGCGUCCGCGUCCUCUACAAGGUCAAGGGCCAGUGCACCACCGACACCAUCUCCGCCGCCGGCCCGUGGUUGAAAUACAAGGGUCACCUCCCCAACAUUAGUGCCAACACUCUGAUCGGCGCCGUCAACGCCGCCACCGGCGAGACCAAUGUCGCGUACGACGUCGACGGGGCUACUUCGUCCAUUCCCGAGCUCGCCGAGCGCUGGAAGGCCCAGGGCCGCACCUGGCUUGUCGUGGCCGAGCACAACUACGGCGAAGGUAGCGCUCGUGAACACGCCGCUCUCCAGCCCCGCUACCUCGGCGGCCGCAUCAUCCUCGCCAAGAGCUUUGCCCGCAUCCACGAGACCAACCUCAAGAAGCAAGGUGUCGUGCCUUUGACGUUUGCCAAUGAGGCCGACUACGACCGCAUCGACGCCUGCGAUGACAUUGCCACUAUUGGCCUCUACGACGUCCUCAAGGCCGGCGGCAAGGGCGACGUUUCCCUCCGCGUCACCAAGCAGAAGACUGGCGAGACGUUUGAGAUCCCUACCAAACACACCCUCAGUGUCGACCAGGCUGCUUUUGUCCUUGCCGGCAGCGCCCUCAACGUGCUUGCCAAAGCCAAGCGUGCUUGA